Hermetia illucens (black soldier fly) is the source of this 11299-nucleotide messenger RNA. RefSeq names its product lysosomal-trafficking regulator (gene mv). NCBI's taxonomy places the organism in Eukaryota, Metazoa, Arthropoda, Insecta, Diptera, Stratiomyidae. The coding region runs from base 545 to 11191 and encodes 3548 amino acids. The transcript is spliced from 26 exons. Gene Ontology annotation, molecular function: protein binding. The record is from RefSeq and is a predicted model, not a curated record.
GUCGACUUUUUCCUGGUUCUCGCUUUGUUCACAGCUGAUCGCGUUUUGUAAGUAAAUAAAGUACAACCGGAUAGUUCCUAUGUGAUCGGAUUUGCUUUAAAUACGGUUAGUGAUGUUUUGCCACGGAAAAAUAACGAAUUGAGAACUAUUCCGUCAUGAGUAUCAGCCGUCGAUAGAGUACCUAAUGAGAAAUUUUGGGGAAUGCCUUUCGCAAUUAUCGUGAAGUAGUCAAGAGUGCAGUUAUUGGUAGCAAAUGCCGUUUUUGCAUUAGCAGGACUUCGAUCGCGAGAAGUGCUCACAGUUUUUCUAGCAAUCGCCAAGCAGAUAUUGGAAAAUUGAUAAGAAUUUCGAUUGUGAUGGAUUAUUGCGUGAACAUUUGCAGGUUCUUACAUGAACUUAUAAUUCGCAAGAAGACAACAUCAAGCACAAAUGAACGGUCGGUAUAUGCAGUUCAAGCAAUACUUCGAUGCGAAAAGGGGUAGUUUGUCAUUUGGUUGAGUGUAACAACUCGAGUUUCCCUGGAAGAAAAAUUGUAUAAUAAAACAUGGAUAAAGGCUGUGAUAAUCAUAAUGUGGCUCUACAAAACAGUUGGAAACAAUUUUGUGCGGAAAAAGAUGAGAAAGAAAAGAUACAUAAGGCGCAGCAAUUUUUAUUUACGUAUCACCUUUUUAAGAACUCGCCAGCAGGGAGAACGACACCAAGCUUUCUUUCAUCUGUUCCAUCACAAUUAUCGUGUUACUUGCUACAACUGGUGUAUGACAUAAUCUGUGCAACUAUAUCAUCCCAAAAUGUGGAAAAUUCUAGCACUGAACUGAAUUCUCACGAUCAGUCGCAGUUUAAUAAUUUGGAUUUUCAUCCUUCUACGUUAAUUUUAAAUGCCCCCAGUGAUAUAACCGCAAUAGUUUCGUUAAGGGAGUUUCUAACGAAUGGCCUAGGGCGCGCAAUUUUAGAAUUUCUACAUGGUUGCGAGACAAAGCUUAUAACAUGCAGACGGGAGUUGGGAAGUCUCUUAAUAAAUCUAUUUCCAAGCUCUCGUUGGGACACUGGCAAUACUUCCGGCUUUGAACCCGACCCGCCAAUGGAUUUUCGCAGGUAUAUCGAACAGUUCGUUUUACUUGAUGACGGCAUGUCGCAAGAAGAAAAUCUGAACAAAAUGAAGAGUACUGAGUGGUCCGUCGAAAACAGCCUCCAAGAAAAGAUUCUCUACAGAGAAGAUGAAUUUGAGUUAUUUCGAAGUCGUCGAAUAACAAGCGAUCAACAUGCUUUUGUUAUUAUCGACACACUAAUGAAACUCGUAGGAACUGAAACAGGCCUUCAUUUAGACGAGAAGUCUGUAACAUUAGAGAGCAUGCACUUUGCAUUGGAAGCAAUGAAUACCUUACGUAAAAACAGACCGUUCGAAGGGGCUAAUCACGAGAUUAUCAAGUUUAAGAUUCUGUCAUUGAUAAUUUCAUGUUUGAACAAUUUAUUUUCUAAGGAAAAGAACCUGGAGGAGGUUCGUUUCGACGAAAUUCUUGGCAAGUUUGUGGAGAUAAUAGGAAUCGAUUUCUCUAAUGAGGAAAACCCUGUCAUAAGAGAUUAUGGAGUUUCAUUAAGCCUAAUAACAGUUUAUAUUUUAUUCGGUUUCUUAAACAAUUCAUUAAAGACAAUGAGUGAUAAACGAGAAGAAUUUACAGCAAGUGUUGUGAAAGUGUUUAAUUCCGCAAAAAAAUCGUCUCUUCUAGAGGGUCUUAAGCAAAUUAUAGUGAGUGUAAAUGCAAAUAGAAUUUGUGAUUUUAAGGAAAUAGUCGAUAUAUUUUUAAUGACUCUGGAUAGUGUGAAAGUGAACAUUUUUAAAGAAAUAACGGCUAAACGUAAGUUAAAGAGCAAACAUCGAAAGAAGCAAUAUACAACACAAAUACACUGCAAAGGAACAAGUUUAUCAUGCAUUCUCGAAGGCAUUGUAUUAAAUAUAUUUAACCCUCUAGAUUAUCGCUUGCAAAUAACAAUAAUCAAUUACUUUGGAAAAAGCCAUCUUUGUUGUUGUUUGUUCAAUAUCGAAACUAUCAAACUAUUAAUGGAUGGAAAUCAAGGAGGUGACAUAGAAAGGCAGCUAUACCGUAUUCUUCGAAAGCAGAUUAUUUACAAUUUAUUCUCUAAUGAAAUAUGCACUGAUUGCACCAGAACGGCAUCAUCAAAACAAUUCCAAAAGGAGCUACUAUCUGCAUUCAUUGAAAAAUUUCAAUCCAUUACAAAAGAACACGAGCUCUUGAACUUCCUAAAGCAUCUACAAAAAAUCACUGCAAACAUGUCCAACAAAGUUACAGAAGGAAUACUAACAUCUAUUAUUCUACCAGUUUUCCAUGGAGAAAUGAGAAAAGUCCAAGCACACAAUUUCAAAAACACUCAAUUGAUUCUUACUUGUUUGCGAACAUUUCGAAAUUGUUUAGUAGAUUCACGGCUUUCCGAAAUGUUUUUUAUCCCCGAAAAUAUCAACUAUUUGCGGACUUUGAUAUAUAUUCCGGAUUUGGCACAUGUGGUAUGUGCUAUACUGAACGUCGGUUUGAACCACAAUAACUUAGACGAAAUGGAGAGCGCUGAACAAGAUUCUCUUUUCAAUGUACUCUACUCGAUUUUAUCAGAUGCAAAUAUCUACUCGGCUGUCUUGUUAGAUAGCAUGUUUGCCAGGGUGGUCGCCUUUAAUACCAACUCCAGUAGAUUUCAACUAACAGCUCAAAAGCAAAAUGUUUGUGAGAAGAGCAUUUUGUAUGAUUUAUUGCACGAGGGCAAGUUAAAUGUAACGCAACUUCUCAAUCUAUCAACGACGUAUUGGGACUUAACAUUAGAGCUGUGUUAUUCUAAUGUCUACUUCAAGACUGCUUUCUUACAAAAUUUUCCCUUAUUGAAACCAAUGGAAAAUGCUAAUAUUGCGAAUGAAAAAUUUUCUACGAAAUUAGUGCGGUUUGCUUGUAAUACGUUGAGCUGUUUUUUGAGCCAUAGCAGAAGUCCAGGACCAUUGCAGUUAACAGACUCUACAAUUACAAACAAUACGUCUAUAACACUCAGCGAGUUCUGCGUCGUUUCAUCGGAUGACAUCAUGAACAACGACCAAAUUAAUUCGAGCCACAAGGAUUCAAUUAAUUUAGAGUUCGUCCCCAAUAGUUUUGCCCUCGUAUGGGAUAGCUUCUGGUCUUCCUCAUCGAUCAGUGUGGAUCGCAGGACACCAUUAUCUCUUACGAGCAGUUCUCACACUCCAUCAUUUCAAAGCUUCGAUGAAGUCACGAAUUUAAUGUCUACAAGCGAUCACGAUCACAACGAACUUUUAUCUUGGCUGAGAGCCUGUGAAGGAAGUGAAGUGAUUUUUGAUAUCAGGAACCAAAGUCGUAUAAAUGGUGUGAACAAAUGUUGUGAAAGAGCUUUUCUAACUGAUAUCGGUGAACCUAAGAUCGAAAAGAGAUACAGUUUUGUUAGUAGUUUAUUUACGCUCAACUCUUUACUAACGACGAGUGUUAGCUACUUAUUCGGGAGUGGCGAGAUGAAGCAGAAAUCUUCAAGUGAAAAUGUGAAUGCAUUAUAUGAGUGUGGUGAUAUUGAUUUUAUAAGUGAUGAUAAACUCAAAUGUUUACAAACAGCCGGCAACUGCAAAAGGAAGUUAUUGCGAAUAUUUGCUUGCACCCUAGCAGCUUUAAUUUUAGAUUAUAAUCAGUCUAAAGACAAAAAUAUGCAAUCACUUCUACGACCGAUACGAAAUUUACUUUUGCCACAUUCGAGGCAAUUAUGGGGUGAUGUGGAAAACGCUAACGCUAUUAUCCAAGUAUUGCAAACCCUUUUAAAAGUAGCCGAAAUGAAUGGUACCAGUUUGAAUGUAAAUGGCGAACAACUCCCACUCAAGUUCAGUAAAAGCGGUAAUGAUAGUAGUCAGGAAACGCCACUCAACAUACCAACAACUAAAGUACCACAAGCAGGUGUUCGUAAAAGCGCAAAUGAAGAAGAAAGAAAUGAAAGCGAGAUUGAUAUGAGUGAUAAUGAAGCCGGUGAAUUGAACUUGGUUGGCACGGAUGAAGGGUACGAAGCCGAUGCUGAAGUUUUGGUGCUUUCUGAUUCGAGUCUAGAUGAGAGGGAUAUUUUCCGAAGAUACAACCCAUCAUCAAAGUAUCGGGCCCAUAUCGUUAAUGAAGGAUUGUGCAACCUCGUAGUUGAAGUUUUAAUGGAACUCACUUCUCAAUGCAUUAGGAAGCCAGAGAACUGGGUGACUAGCUUGACACAAUUGGUGAAGCAAUUAUCUGCGGUGAGAGAUUCGCUAGGAGGGACCUUAUUUUUAAUAAAAGGAUUUUCCAAGAUAUUGUCUGAAAAUGACUUUCGAUUAAAAGAUCUACAACUAUCAAUUUUGGACUUGAUCUCCGAUCUACGAGAUCCGGAUUGUCUUGCAGCUUAUUUGAAUAUUUUAGCAACUGAAAAUCCGCCUGUUGACAUUCUUUUGCAACAUAUGGCUGCUAUUUGUAAUCAUAAUUUCAAAGUUACUCCUUACGCUGCCAUCAAAUUUCCUCUGCCCAAUGACGCAUCUGUUUCAUAUCUUGGAGAAGAUGCUGCAUUAGAAAAUAUUAAACAAAUCCGAAAUCUACAUGAAAUCCACGAAGUCGAUUCACUGUUCACAAGAUCUCCUUGUUUCCUACCUAUUUCGAACGGUAAUAUAAAGCCAUUCUCAGAAGAAGGUUUCACAGUAUCAACUUGGAUUCAAAUCGAUCGACAUUCAGACAGUUCGCGGCAUCCAAAACAUUGCGAAGAGACUCAUAUACUCUCAUUCGGAACGCAACAGCUCAUUAUAAGUUUAUACGUGAACGAACAUUCCAAUUUAAUUGUUGAAUUUCAUCAUCCCACUUCCGAUAUCUCUAGCAAACAUAGUCCAACAGAUGCAAAAUCGCUAACACCUAGCUCCUCGUCAUCUAAAGAAUUAAAAACAAACAAAGGAUCACUUUGUAAACUGCGACGUAGUCGUAAACUCGAAUCGUCGGAGAAUCCUACGAUAGGAAACAAUUCAGUAAAUAACCGGCAACGUCGAAGUGAGGGAUCUGCAUUCAAGCAUGUGUUACAAACAACGAAACACGCACUUUUCAGAAGCUUGAGUGGUUUUAGUCUGUUACAAAAUGCACCCGGGCACAUUUUGCAUGGUGCUCGCAUAGAAUUGGAUUCUAUUCCACUGAAAGAAGAUAAGUGGACUCAUUUAUGCGUAACAGUCCAAAAACAAGGAAAAGCGUUGGAUCUUACAUUAAUACUGGAUGGAACAGUAUCCUUCCCCUUCGAACUACCUUGGAGUCCGCAAAGUGGUUCUAUAAAAAUAAACUUUGAAAUGAUCACUAUUGGCGAAAUGUAUCCAAUAGAUAUGAAUCAAUUGUGUAGUGAUCAUGAGUAUAUAAAUUAUAGUCUCUCAAAUCUUUUGGUUUUCAAGAAAUGUCUGAACAGAGGCAUUUUGGCAAAUUUGACUGCUUUGGGACCGGACUGCAAUAAUUUAAUUUAUUGCCAAGCUGGAAAUAGUAUCCCCAAUUACGGACUUCUUGAUUACCACAUGUAUGCAAAUCUUGAACUCCAUCCGCUACAGGAUUCUUUGAAAUUUCUACGAUAUAAUUUGAUUUUAAUGUAUUCGGUUCAUGAACCAAAUUAUUUAUUGUGGUAUUCUCACGAUGAAACCGGACCGAAUAUAUUAGGCAAACGACAAGAUGUCAUAUUGUACACAAAAAUGGUUCCAACGAAAAUACCUUCCUUACAAAAUGCAACCUAUAUUUGUGGAGGUCUUUCUUGCCUAUUGAUACUCUUUGCCAAGGCGGUCGAACUUACAAACAAACCGGAAAUUCAAGCGAUUGCCCUAAACAUCCUCUUCCGAGUAGCCUUUACCGAUUCUAGGCUCUACACAGAAUUCAUAAAAAGGGACACUUUAAACCUUAUCGGGUCCGUUAUUAAGACUAGUCAUUGCUCAAAAAGUGUUCAUUUACUAAAAGUGAUUUUAAAUAAUGCGUGCAGUGGUAUAGUAUGCGAUCAGAAAAACGGUGAAAUUCAAUUAGUGGAAAAUCUCGACGUGUGUGUAGUGUAUCCAAACCUCAUUGUCAAUACAAUCAAACGUUACUCUGAUUGGAGCACUAUUGAUUCUUUGGAUUCUACUGUAAUAGAUAUGAUCUUACAAUGCAUUCAAGAUUUGGUUAGUGAUAAACAAAUCCAGCAGAACUAUAACACGAUGCAGUUUAUUAAAGCCGGACUUGUACGAGAGCUAUUGAAUCUUUGUAAAAUUUAUCUCGUCGAAGCACCAAUCCCGGUGUAUUUUUCAAAGAAAACGGCUUCAUUAUUCAUAAAUAUCUUGAAUACUUUUGCUGGUGCUCCGCCUUCUCCGUCGCUUCUUGAUGAAAUUACAAAGCUUCUUCUUAUCUUACAAAGGCCAAACGAGUGUUACGUUACCGAUAAUCGGUCUAGAUUUUAUUUUCUGUUAACUUCGGAUAUACCAUCAAAAUCAAGACUUAUAACGCUUCCGUUAUCGUCUAAUAAAAUUCGGCUAUCGAUUCGCAAUCGAAAAAGCCCAUUCACAGGUUCCGAAAAACAAUUUCAAAGCAGAGGCGAGUUUAAAAUAACAAAUUGUGAACAUCUUAUGAAUAGAAAAGCCGCAAAAUCGCGACACAAUCGCUUCACUAAUUUCAUAUAUGAUUAUGAUACGCUGCAAACGAUUGCAAAUUGCUCUGGAAUUGAUGAAAGAAAACUUUGUGUAGUCAGGCGAGAACACAAUGAACGAUUUAGAAAAUUUUUGUUGGAGCUGAAGAAAAAACAACUUUUACAGUCUCAACAUGAGAAAAAUGAUAACAGAAGAACCAUAAGGAAGAAGUCCAAAAGACUGCGAACAGUUUCUGAUAAUGACAAUGCUCGAAGAGUUCGAACAUUUUCUAGUACCGAGGACGACAUCAUGCUGCGUGGCGGAUUCGAUAUAGUUCACUCAGAUGAAAUUUCAAGUUUAGAAGAAACACAAGGCAGCAAAGGUACAAUUAGAUCUGCUAGGGUAAAUGCAUAUCAUAGUGUCGGAGUUAUUGCAAUGCAGAAUGGUCUUUUCACUCUGCUACGAGACUAUCUACUGGUCUUACCAGAUAGUGCAAUUGAUGAGGUUUUAGCACAUUAUGUAAAAUUAGAAAUUAUCUUAGUCCUUGCAAAUCAUAGAAGUUGUGAUGUACGAACGUCAAUUCUUAAACUUUUGAUGGUAUUUUGUGAAAGGCUUUUGCCAAGUGAAUUGCAAGUCGUGACGAAAAAAAUGUACUGGCAUCAUUUAGCCAAUCAACUAGCCUUGCAUCCUGUAGACGGUACACUUAUGGAAACAUGUCUAGAAUGGGUAACAUGUAAACCUGGCUUUUCAAUUAACUUCGAAGAAAUUUCUGAUCAGGAAUUGAAGAUUCAUAAUAAAAUCGGAUUGAAUGCUUUGCUGGCCAUGUCCGUGCAAACUGUACAGAAUACUAAUUUGGCUGCGAAUGUAUUCAAGGUCAUAGAAUACAUUUACAGGACGGAUCCUGCGCAUAAUAUGUUAAUGAUUGAAAGUGGAGUAAUUCAAUCGACCGUGAAGGCUCUACAGAAAAUCUACUUAGAAAUCAAAGUAGACUACCGGAAAACGGAAUACAAUAUCCGCGACUUGUUAACAACAAUCGCGAAAAAAAGUGUUUGCUCAAAUGGACAUAUAAAUGUACUCUGGGAAUUGUUAAAUAUACUCUCAUAUUAUGGAAGUAACAACUUUACGAAAGUGGUAUACGGAUUUCGUUCCAUCCAAGCUCAUAUUUUGUUAUCGCUCAUACAAAUGUUUUUAAGAGAAAAUGUCCACAUUGGACUCAAUAUAAAACUCAAAGAUAUACAAUUAGCAGACUCGAAUUUAUCAUCCUCGGAAACUCGAACUCGGUUCGAACUACUCAUCGACCGCAGCAUCCAGUUCUUUAUUUCUAUAAGCGAUUCAUAUCAUCCCUCCGCUGUAGAAGUUCAAUUAUUUGAGUUAUUAAUAAUUUUGAGCCUGUCAGGAAAUUCUCGAUGUAGCAGUCUGAUAGGUUGGGGUUUGGCGCCAAAUCGAAUCUUAACUUUCAAGAGUUCUGUAACUACUCACCUGUUAGCCUUAUUGGAACAAAGCAACGCCUUACCUAAUAUUGUCUGUGAUUGGAAAAUGGUUAAAGCUUUUUUAUGGAAAUAUCAAUCUUUGUCCGGAAUCAAUGGCGAGUGCUCGCCUGUGUCAAAGGUGUGUAAAAAAUUGCUAGUGACUGAAAAUGAUUUGUGGAGCUUAGAGGAGUCAGUUGAUAAAUUGGAGCUGAGUCGGUCAAAUUGUUUGACGGAACAGAAACCAAUGAUUGAAAAAGCUCUAUAUAGGUUUGAAUCGAUUGCUCAAACUUGUACUGAUACGGCGAUGUCAAUAACAAGAAUAGUUGCUGAUUUACAGGUUUGUUUGAAUUCAGAAAGGAAACACUUGUUGAAUCUGAUGCGACAGUACGAUGAAAGUUUCAUUUACGCCGAAUGGAAGUUAGUUAUUCAAAGGAUGACCCACGAAGGAACACCAUGGCAUUGUCCUAGUCUCUAUCCCAAGUCAUGGGAGCUGGAUGAUACUGAAGGCCCAUUACGAAGUCGCACACGUUUACGUCGCUGCACACUAAACAUUAAUUCGAGAUUUAUAAUGCCGGACUUCCGGGCAUCGCACACAGAAAACCAACCUAAGACGUAUCCCCUAAAGUAUUUAAUCUCAUCCCACGACCAACAAAUGAAUUUUUCACUCAAUGCUCAAAUAUUAUUUAAUUUCCCUGCCAAAUUCUUACCAGUCGAUGGUGAAAUUGAUGGUGAACUCAUUGUCACCGAAGAAAAAAUCUUUUUCGCAGCAACUCAUCGCUAUAAGUUUUUCUAUAUAAAUGCUUUCAUUGACAAUAUCACUGAAAUCUGGAUUCGCCGUUAUCAACAUCAAGAGAAUGCCUUUGAAUUCUUCAUUAGCUCAAAUAAAUCGUUUUUCUUUGUUGUUGAAAAUCCGGAUGAUAGAGUUGUCUUGAGGGAAAUAUUCGCUGAUAAAAUUGUGGUGAAUGUAGAUCCAGUGAAACUAAUGCAGCAAUGGAAAGAAGGUCGAUUAACAAAUUGGGAAUACUUAAUGACCUUGAAUCAACUCGCGGGGAGAACAUAUAACGAUUUGAUGCAGUAUCCAGUUUUCCCUUGGAUUUUGGCAGACUAUACAUCUGAAUGUCUGGAUCUGACGCAAAGAAGUAGCUAUCGGAAGCUGGAUAAACCGAUCGCAGUGCAGCAUAAAGAAAACGAACAGCAUUAUCUCAAUAACUAUGGAUAUAUAAGCAACUCUAUGACAAAUGGUGGAGGUUGGGAGCUGAAACCAUACCACUACAGCUCUCAUUACUCGAAUUCUGGUACUGUCUUGCACUUCCUGGUUCGAAUUCCGCCGUUCACUAAAUUCUUCCUACGCUACCAAGACAACAACUUCGACAUACCAGAUAGAACGUUUCAUUCUCUAAACACAACAUGGAAAUUGGCGAGUAAAGAUUCACCGACAGACGUAAAAGAGUUGAUUCCAGAAUUCUUCUGUUUGCCUGAGAUGUUUGAAAACUUCGAAGGAUUUGAUUUUGGAGUGAGACAGAAUGGAGAAAUUGUUAACCACGUCAUGUUGCCACCUUGGUGCUGGAACAAUCCACGACUAUUCGUCCUAAUUCAUCGACAGGCACUUGAAUCGGAAAUGGUUCGAAAAAAUUUACAUAAUUGGAUUGACCUGAUUUUUGGAUACAAGCAAACAGGACAACCAGCCGUUGAUGCUUUGAACGUUUUCCAUCCGGCAACUUAUUCCGAUUUCGAGUUUUCAGCUAUAAAGGACCCAAUUGAAAGGCAGGCGGUUCAAACAAUGGUAAAAACUUACGGGCAAAUGCCACGGCAGCUAUUCAAGACCCCACAUGAUAAUUCUGCGGAACUGAACUAUAGUCCGCACCAACCAUCUGUGUUGACCUCAGUGAAAGGACUUCGAUGGGGAAUUUUUACAGGAUCACCUCAAUUGGAAGAUCCAAAGAUAUGCAGCGUAUUUAAACAACCGAAUGUUCCCUUUUCAGUUCUACUACCGUUUGAAAGCAAGAACAUGCUCUAUGGGUUGUAUGAGAAAAGUUCCGUCAUGCUUGGAACGGACUCAGAAUAUAACCUUGUUUCGUGGCACUACGAUGAUUUUAUAGUUCGUGUGCAACCACUAAACGAUAACAUCCAUUCCUCCAAGCCACUUUUAUUCAACGAUCCGGCUGAUCCGAUAAGCUGCUGUGGGUCGCAUUCUUCUUCUAAUGUUCUGUGGUUUGGACAUAGUUCGGGGAAAAUAACAGUAUAUCACUGCACGAACCAUGACAUUGGGAAGAGUGGCCGAAAUCGACACUCUAAUAUUGGGAUGAAGUUGUCAUACAAUUCCGCAUUUCGUAGAUUAUCCUUAAAACUUCCAUCUCGAUUAGAGGAAUAUGAAUCUUUGAAAGAGAAUAAGACUUGCAAGUAUGAUCUCGGGACAAUACACUGGUCUGGUCCGACUGUACUUGUCCGACACACAGACGAAGUGACUGCCAUCUGCAUUUCUAUCGAGUUCAAAAUCGUUGUUUCGAUCGGAAAGGACGGAUUAGCGGUAAUAUGGGAUCUAAACAGCUUGAACUAUAUACGAACGAUAGAUCGACCGUCCGAAAUACGUCACUCACCACUCAACAUCGUUAUCAUAAGCCCUACUUUAGGAGAUAUAUUUACUGUCCAUUCAAUAGAACCUUCAGAGGACAAUAGACGAUUAUCCGAUGUCGAUGAGGAAUGCUUUGAAGUAACUGAAGAAAACCUCGAUGAUUUCGUUAAUGUUGCGAUGAAUUACAAUGGGCAGUCGAUAAUGAGGUUACAUUCGGUAAAUGGCAAAUACGUCAGCCAUAAUAUACAGGAGGAGCGGAUGUUGUGUGCUUGUUAUUCGUACAUUAAGGAAGGAGUAGGCGUAAAUGUUAUCGCCACCGGAUUUGAAGGCGGAAUCGUAAAGUUAUGGUCCAGCUGGGAUUUGAGCUUAAUUAGAGAGAUCAUUGUAUCACAAUUAGACGUCCUGAGCUUAACAUUUGCCACAUAUCAACAUUUGGCUGUUUUAACAAAAGAUUACAUUCAAAUUUGGGAUUCAGAAGGGCUUCUUGGCGAUCCUCCCAAACUCCCGCAAUUUAUGUUACACAAAGGAAUAAACGCUUGAAAAUACUCCCUGAUUGAUACUUUGAGUUGAUAUCAUUAUAAGAACAAAAAGAAAGAGAAUCGUUUCUAUGUUUUAUUAAGUUAUUAAAUUUUUGUACUUACAUAAAAA